UGCAUAGUAGAAUAUGGUACCUUCCUGUAUGCAAAUUAUCAAAAAAUGCUAGCGGCAAUUAUCGGUACCAUUUCCAGUUUUGUAGCCCAUAUCCCUUGAAGCAGUGGUGUCCAAAGUUCCAGAAAGGGCCAAGAGGAUGCAGGUUUUCUUUACAGCCACUGACUCCACCAGGUGAUUUCACUGAUUAACAUCACUUUGAGCAGAUGGGAUGAGUUCAUCAGUGAAAUCACCUGCUCCCCCAUACUGUAUAUAGCCCUGUUACAAUAAAAUGUGCAAUUCAUUUUCCAGAAAAUGUUUUAAUACUAUAAUGUUUGAUGUUUAAGAUGUAAUUUACAGAACUUGGUUCGGUGAGAUGUCAAAUGAAAGUUGAGCUUUUCAGACCUCGUCCCAUGUCCUACAAGAACCAAACAAAUUCAUUAUACACUGUAAUAUCAAAUAAUUCUUGAAGAAUCGUAUAUCCUAAGAAUUGUGAAGUGUAUCAAAUCUGCGCUGAGUAAUUGUGAUAAUAUCGAAUUGGGAGAUAAUUGUAUCAUCAGAUAAAGAUCUCACAAUUUGUGCACAUACUCUGUUGAUUGAGGCAAAAGUCAACCGGACAUACUUCAAGUUAGAAGACACUCUUUGUAGUGUUAUUGGGAGAGAAAAGGAAAUUGCUGGACGAAGUCUCCUGUAAUAUGUCUCCUGAGGAGGACACGUCUCGGAUGUCCACUUCUUUCUCAUGCCCUUCUCCCUCCUUCCUUCCACCUGACUCCCACUUCAUUGGGAAAAAGGAGGAAAUUAUACAGGCCAGACGUGUGACAAAGCUGGUGAAUGGAUGCAGAGACGUGCUGGUCCUGUACCACCAGGGACGGCUACAUGCCAUGGACAUGCGCUGUUACCAUUCAGGUGGUGUAUUAGAGCAUGGAGACAUUGAGGAGUUUGAUGGACGGCUUUGCAUUGUGUGUCCGUGGCACAAGUACAAGAUCACGCUGGCAGAAGGGGAGGCGCUUUACCAAGCUGUGGACAAUCCUGGGGCCAAACCCCUGCAAACUCACUGGCGCUCCAAAGGGGUCAAACAGAGAAUUCACAGGGUCACUGAGGUCAGCGGGGAUGUGUAUGUAACACUGAACAGUUCCACUGAGGUCAUCGAAUCUGAUACAUACCAGACUGAGAAGUAUAGGACUGCCUUUCUCAGUCCCCAGCUACAACGUACGAUGAAGUAACAUAGGACUGGUCUGUGAUUAAUAUUUUUAAACUGAGCUAUACAGACAUUUGUGUGUGACUGUGCGUCAUUUCUUCUUGGAUUUGAGUUUGCUUCCUGUCUUCAGCAGAAUUUUGAUAUGUGUAGUUUUGUGCUUUGUUUUGACUGGUGGCUUGUUCACUCUUACAAAAUCAGACAAUAGAGCAUUGAUUCAAGCAAGUCAGUUUGAUAUCAUUUAGUAAAUUAAUACAGGAUGCUUCUCAGUACACAGUAGCAAAAAUAAAUUGUAAUCACCACAUAAUUACUUAACUAAAAACA
Messenger RNA from Thalassophryne amazonica, 1495 nucleotides. RefSeq names its product Rieske domain-containing protein-like. Gene Ontology annotation, molecular function: 2 iron, 2 sulfur cluster binding. The record is from RefSeq and is a predicted model, not a curated record. NCBI's taxonomy places the organism in Eukaryota, Metazoa, Chordata, Actinopteri, Batrachoidiformes, Batrachoididae. Bases 672 to 1199 code for a protein of 175 amino acids. The transcript is spliced from 4 exons.